CAUUCGUUAAACACCAUCGCGCUGAGUGUUCCACGCUGUGAGAUUCAUUGGCGGUGUUGCGGUGCAUGGUAGUACGAGAAACACUGUCAGAGUAUUUCACCUCGGUGAUCCUUCUGCAUCUGCGGAACAAUGAAGAUUCGAGAGCCGUUAACGGAACCGAGCGUCAUGUAAAUCCUUUGGUUGCGCUAUUUUGUUUGAAAAUGGAACCGGUUCCUCGGUCCUCGGUUCAAAUCCCAAGACCUGAUAUUUGUCUUCCUUGGAGUAGCCUAUAGCCUUUUACAUGCGCUCACGAUCGUCAAGUCUAUCAGAUAAUGGGACGUAAAGAUGGGGUACGACACCAGUUGCUCUCUUAAAAAUAGGUAACGUAAGGAUAUAUGAGGUAAAUGUUACGUUCACAUAGUAGCCUAUAUCUAAUUCUAAUACGGUAAGUGAUAUACACAAAAUAGGGUAGCUAUUAUAUUCACGCUCCGGCGUUCAUUUAAAAACAUUUUGUGAUGAAGUAUUGAAUGUGCCAUUUUGGUAAAAGGUAAGGGGUGUUGGCUUUGUUUGCUCGUCAUAGGAUUACGAUUUUGGUGACACGAGGGUGUUAAACCGUUGUUAGGGCUCUCAAAUGAAAGUAAGACUAUUUUAAAACCAUCUUCGCGCUGCCUACGUUGUGAAGAGGUCGCACUGUUGUCUUUCUCGAAUGCCUAUGCUUUUAACAUUUCACGAGCGAUAUUUCUAAAGACUUACGUCACGGCAAAUGCGCACGUGCCCGACAGAAAUCGCCCGAAAGACUGAAGUUCAUCAAUUCUGAGCUGACUUUUAAAGGGGGAAAGGGUCCGUGGUGAUGUUCGCCUUGUUUUUUUGCUUUUUUCUCGGAUGUUCUGCAGCCUCUCCUGCCGGAGAAUGACCCCCCCUCAGCGCCUGUCGGAAUGCCGUUUCUCUCCGCGUGCACAAGGGCCACGCGCCAGAUGGCCACAUCAUAACCGACUGUGAUACUUGAUACUAUUGCACUAAAGCUGGACCCUAACUUUGCGGAUCUGAUGGGGAUUAUUUGCACCCAGUGGUGUACGCCUGCACUGCAGUGAUGCUGCUCUGCCUGCUGAUUUCCAUCAUGACAUACAUUGUACACCACAGCAUAAUCCGAAUCAGCAGGAAAGGAUGGCACAUGCUCCUCAACUUCCUCUUCCACACUGCCAUGACGUUUGGGGUGUUUGCAGGAGGCAUCAACCAGAUCAAGUACCCUGUGAUCUGUCAAGUGGUUGGCAUUAUCUUGCACUACUCCUCCCUCUCUAGCAUGCUAUGGCUGCUCUUCACUGCCAGGAAUAUUUGCAAGGAGGUGUCCAAGGCUCCACCCAUACCUCAGGACAGGGACCCUCCCAACCAACCACGCCCUAAAGCCACCAUCUUCAGGUUUUAUCUGGUCUGUGGUGGGAUACCUCUAAUUAUAGUGGGUGUUACGGCUGCUGUUAGCUUGGAUAACUACGGUAGCAGAGAUGACGCCCCUUACUGUUGGAUGGCCUGGGAACCCAGUCUUGGGGGCUUUUACGGUCCCACUGCCUUCUUGGUCUUGGUAAUGUGCAUCUACUUUCUAUGGACAUUCGUGCAGCUAAAGCGGCACCCGGAGCGCAAGUAUGAGCUCAAGGCCAUGACCGAAGAGCAGCAGCGUCUAGCCGUAGCUGAAAUCGGCCAUUGCCACGCCGUAAGCGGAGAACCAGGUGAGCAUGGUGAUCACACAGGCUGCACAGCCAUCACAGCCUCCAUGCUGGCCAACGAACACUCUUUUAAAGCUCAGCUGAGGGCCACCGCCUUUACUCUCUUCCUCUUCCUGGCCACCUGGGUAUUCGGAGCACUGGCCGUAUCACAGGGCCAUUUUCUAGACAUGAUCUUUAGCUGCCUGUACGGAGCAUUUUCAGUCACAUUGGGGCUUUUUCUGCUGAUUCAGCACUGUGCAAAACGUGAUGACGUGUGGCACCGGUGGUGGGCAUGUUGCCCCAACAAACCAAAGGUGGAGGUCAACGGAGAACCGGCGGGGAGCACCGCUCCCCUUUCUCAAAGUCAUAGCCAUACACCAUCCCAUGGGCAGAACCAAAUCCACUGCCAGGUCGACUCGUCCUGCCCAGGUAAACCAUUGCUUUCCCCGCACCUUCACUCCCCUUUGCCGCACUGCAAGUUGGGUACUCUACCCUCCACCCAGAACCACACAAGCACCUGCUGUGCCACCCUUCACAGCCCCUCUUCCUUAAUCGGGAGCGCGACUCGACCGCAGUCCCUCCCUGACGAAUUGCCCCGGCCAACCCUUCCCCUACAAAGCUGCCUGAAGGACAGGUCUAAGACUCGUUCCUUCAACCGACCUCGACCCUGUCUCAGGGACUAUUCUUAUCACAUGACCUCCACCAGCAUGGACGGCAGCGUGCACAGCUCCCACCUGGACAGCCCCCACAGUGUGCACCUGGACAACCCUCUCACCUGCCACACGUCCCAUUUGGACACUCAACUGUCUUGUCACAGCCCCCACCCGGACAACCAGCUGCGCUGCCCCAGUCCCAGUCCCCACCUCGAGAGUUUGGCUUCGCACGGCCUUCACGAUAGCCUCUCCUGCCACAGUGCACACUUGGACAGCCAGCUCUCCUGCCACAGACACAUGUGCUGUGCCAAAGCAGACCCAUUUUCGAGCAUAUGCUGCCAUAAAGCUGACCCAUUUGUCAGCUCUUGCCAGGCCGAGGAUCCUGACACGGGUCCACUGGUGUACAGUUGCGCAAAAAUGGCUGAUAAAGAGGACGAAACCAUGCUGCAUUUGGAUAUAACCCCUCCCAAAGCCACUCUGUCGUGCUCCCAGGCCACGCUCAGCAGGAAAGGCACUCUCAGCCGGAGAGGGACACUGAGUCGGAACAGUAGUCAGCAUGAGGACUACGUGCUUACCUCUGAUUCCACAGGUAACAUUAGGACUGGACCUUGGAAAAAUGAGACAACCGUGUAGGCCUGUGAAUGACGUGCUAACCUGUUUCUCUCUCCUGAACUAAACUACUGUGUAGUCCCAGGGCUGUUACCCAAAGGCCCUCUCUUCUUUGAGCUAAGCUACUGUGUAGUCCCUCUGCUGUGACUUCCGCUUUUUCACCGCCCCAUAUACCUUCUCUUCCCCUUUAAAGAGGUUUGAACCUCUGCUUACCUCUUCUCAGACUUCAUUUCAUGUUUCAUCCCAGCUCCAUUCGGUUUGUCCUCUUGCCAUUUUGAUAUGGCAGCAAAGAUCACAUGACAUGCAUUUUAAUUUGGAUGAUUUUUUAUAAUCAAACUGAUUUUUGUACGUGUUUUUUGGGUAUGGUAACAUAAUGUGAAAUUAUGUCAUUGUGGAUGUGUGCGAGUGUGAGCGUGUGUGUAUUUAGUGGGUGAGAAAGUACUGAGUGCAUGUGUUUGUGUCUAUUUGCAUGUGACAACAUGCUUGUGUGUAUAUAGAUAGCAAGAUCUCCAUUUGUGCAAGAAAAGUCCUGUUUUAGAGCCAAAAUCUCCCACAUUUGUUUUUAGCCUUUUAAUAAAACAAUGCUAAAUGGAUCGCCAAGUGUAAAAACACCAGCACUUAAUUUGAUUACUUUUAAGGAAAACUGUGAAUUAUCACUAAUCAAAUUAAGAUUGAUCAAUGAACAUAUGUGAGUUACAGUAUAUGUGCCAAACAGUAUAAUAAUUAAAAUACACCUCUUUAAACUGAAAUCUACCCCAAAGUACGAAGUAGUCUUGUGAUUAUGUGGAUAAGUGUAUGCUUGUCACAACGAAGCUGUCAUUUUUUCAUCUACAGACAUAAAAACAGCAAACAAAUAGGCUCCCUGUGUUUCCAUGGUGACAAAUCAUGAAGAGAGGUGCCCAGUCAGAAUGCAUUUUGAACUGCACAUGUGAUGUAUGCACAUACAGUAUUUAGUUACUGGCAAUGAGGCGAAGAUCAGUUCAAGCCAAUGGCCUUACAGAACUAACAUUUUACAUUGAUCAAAAGUCUUAUGUUGCACUAAAUCAUUAAAGCAUGCUCACCAUAAUGUAGGAAGCAAUUAUUUACAUGCCUAACAAGCUACGUAUAGCUACAUAUAUUCUUGUGUUUGACAGGAACGCAUCUUAGCUUACUGGAAACACUCAUGGUUAUUUAUUCUGAGGCAAAAAAAGGAGGGCUUUACUUUCUACUUUAGAAGAAAGGAUUUUCAUUAACAGUUUAUAUCACUGUGCCAACUCACCUGCUCACAAAAAUCAUCUGAUUUUAACUCAUCUGUCAAACAGGCAGCGAGUAAAUGAAAACAAAAAGAAAAAAUGUCUCUGCCUACUCAUAUUGUAAAAGAUUAUCAGGCACUUUGAUUCAAAACAAGUAAAUCAAGAAUAAAAUAGAAUCCGAACACUACAUUAUACAGCAAGUUCAAUGAAACAUAAGAGUAAGAAUUUUGAUUCGAAAAAUGUAUCAAAAUGUUUUAAUUGAACUCAUUCAAGUGCUUUAUCUAUUAAAUUCUAUUUAUUAUUUAAUUGUUUUGAAUCAGCACCUGAUUUACAAUAUGUAAACUGUCGCAGCUGCAAUAGCUACAUGUAUCUAUUUUUAUUUUGUUUAUUAUUCUUAAUAAUACGUGCCAUUAUUUAAUCUCAAUGCCAAAUGAAGAAUAAUGUGAAAUAUUUGGAAAAUUCCUUAUGUGGUUUAUGUUGGGUUUCUUUGUGAGCUCAGGGAUCAUGUUACAUUUACAACUACACAAGAUACAAAUUUGCAUGAAAUGAAUAUUGGCUAUUGACCCCAGAGUGUUUCACCAUCAAAUAAAAAAAAAAAUAUAUAUAUAUGUAUUAAAAUAUAUUUUUAACUCAAAUUGCCCUUCACCAGCCAACCCAUGCUUUCAUCAGAUGUGUAGCACAUGGAUACUAUUAAGCUCUCUCUUGAAUCCUUGGAGGAAAUGAAAUUUGUCUAGCUGCCUGAUUUACCAUGUGUUGUGCUUUAUCUUUACCCACACAACCCACCUGUCAUUUAUAGCAAAUGAAAGAACUGCAGUCAUUUUUUGGUCAGUACAUGUGAUUCGUGCUCUGACCUGACCCAAAGCCAGUUGAUUUAUUUUUUUUUUUUUUACAUUUGUCACAAUUUUCAAUAAAUGUAUUUUAUCACCUGA
Puntigrus tetrazona (Sumatra barb) is the source of this 5099-nucleotide messenger RNA. RefSeq names its product adhesion G protein-coupled receptor A1a (gene adgra1a). The record is from RefSeq and is a predicted model, not a curated record. The transcript is spliced from 6 exons. NCBI's taxonomy places the organism in Eukaryota, Metazoa, Chordata, Actinopteri, Cypriniformes, Cyprinidae. Bases 1070 to 2962 code for a protein of 630 amino acids. Gene Ontology annotation, biological process: cell surface receptor signaling pathway; G protein-coupled receptor signaling pathway. Gene Ontology annotation, molecular function: G protein-coupled receptor activity. Gene Ontology annotation, cellular component: glutamatergic synapse; postsynaptic density; plasma membrane.